UUUCGCUGUAUGAGAAGGGAGUGAGAGAGAGAGAGGAGACUCCCUUCCCUGGCAUUCCCACAUCCACAUGCCACAGUCACUCUGAACAGCUUCUGGAGAACAACGGAGACAAAAAGUCAUCUCUGAACACUGCGGCAGCUCAACAGCAGCGCCAGCGCGUGAUUGGUCUACUUUAUCACUGGAGCCGGUCUGCGAGAUGGUCCUGUUGUCAGCACAGCAAACUUCUUGCCGAUGGCUCCUCUUUGUCCCUCUGCUUCUGGGUGUGGUGCGGUCCCAGCAGGCCUUCAGGACCCAGCCCAAAAACGUGACGGUGAAGGCGGGCGGGACGGCGGUCCUGCGCUGCGAGGUGUUGCGCCCCUCGGGCGUGGUCCAGUGGGCGAAGGACGGCCUCCUCCUGGGACCCCAGCGCAGCCUGCCCGGCUUCCCCCGCUACUCCGUGAUUGGGGAAGAGAAGAGAGGGCAGUACCACCUCAGGAUCGAGAAGGCGGCCCUGGAAGACGACUCCCCCUACGAGUGCCAAGUGGGCCGGUCCGAAAGCAGCGGGGCGCUCGUCUCCCAGGUCGCAGUCCUCACUGUGCUGAUUCCGCCGUCCCAGCCGGUGAUCCAGGCGGAGACGCAGGAGCCCUGGGUGGCGGGGAAGGAGUACACGGUCACCUGCACCGCACCGGACGCCAAACCUGCCGCUGAGGUCACUCUGCUCAAGGAUGGAGUGGAGCUGACCAAUGCUGACUCUGUCACCAUGUCUGGAUCAGUGGAAAAACUCGAGAACACAGAGGCCGUGGUGAGUUUUACCGCCCUGAGCUCGGACCACGGUCAGGAGCUGGUGUGUCGGGCGAAGAACCCCGCCCUGUCCCACGCCCUGGAGGCCAGUCUCCGGAUGAACGUGUACUUCCCACCCCAGGCCCCCGUGAUCCAGGGGCUGGACAGCGAGGAGGUGAAGGCCGGGACGGUCCUCAAACUGGUGUGCUCGUCCCACGGAGGGAACCCCCUGGCCACCCUGCACUGGACCAAGAAUAAGGAGGUGCUGUCCAGCAGCUGGGAGGAGGACACGGAGCGGAGGAGGUCCAGCAGCGUGCUGACGGUGGAGGUGACUCCGGAGGACAACCGCGCCCAGUUCUGCUGCGAAAGUGUCAACCAGGUGUCCCGGGAACCCCUGUCCCUCAGCCGCACCCUGCGCGUCCUCUUCGAGCCCUCCGUGCUGAGGGUUCUGGGCUCCCCGGCGGCCGUGGACGGGAAGGAGGUGAAUCUCUGCUGCUACACCUCCUCCAGCAACCCACCUGUGCAGAUACGCUGGUGGCUGGGCUUCAGAGAACUCAACAGCACUGCGUGGACCGUCACCGAGAGCGACAACGGCGGCAUGGCAACCAUGUCGAAUCUGACCCAUACGGUGUCCCAGGAGGAGAACGGCCUGCCCCUCAUCUGUGAAGCCUUCAACAAGGGGACCCAGUUCUCCAAAAUACACUCCUCCACCCUGCAGGUUUUCUACCCCCCACAGAAGGUGUGGCUGGACGCCCCCCCCGCAGGGGUCCAGUUGCGUUCUGGAACCACGGUUCGGCUGGUGUGCUACUCCACCGGUGGUAACCCCCCCGGGAAACUCACCUGGUUCAAGGGCAAAUCCAUCUGUGACAACCAGAAGCUCGUCACGUCUCAGAAGGGCGUCACUCGGGACCUGGUGCUCGUCCUCCAGCCCAGCGACAACAUGGCCACUUACCGCUGCGAAGCCACCAACCAGGCCAAGAAGGUGCUGUCUGCCGAGACCGUGCUGCACGUCCAAUUCCCAGCGAUCGGCGUGAAGAUCGUGACCAAUCAGGAGCAGACGCGGAUCGGCGACAACCUUACCUUGGAGUGCACCUCCGGGAGCAGCAACCCCCAAACCAACCUGACCUGGACCCUGGGAGCGGAGAAGGUGACAGGGGAGGACCAGCCUCCUAAGAAGGCCCAAUUUGGGGGCGUGUCUCUGCACAGCCUGCUGAACCUGUCCCUCUCCUCCAAUCACAACGGCCGCAGGGUGACCUGCCACGCCUUCAGCUCCUUACUGUCAGAGGGGGUCAACACCUUUUACACGCUCAAUGUGCUCUAUCCUCCUGAAUUUGGACCAGACCAGCCUAAGCUGAUCCAAGUGGUUGAAGACGAUGUUGCCCUCCUCUCGUUGAUAGUCUCAGCCAAUCCGGACGAGAUAUUGUGCGAAUGGACCUAUCAGGGCGAGACCCUGGCUGUAGACGGGUAUCCGCGGUACCGGCGGAGCGGGGAUCUGGAGCUGGAGAUUUGGAACGUGACCAGGAGGGACGCGGGGACGUACACGCCCGUGUGCCGGAACGCCGAGGGGGAGAACCGCACCGCCAUCACCCUGGACGUCCAGUACGCCCCCGGCGUGCGAGCGGCGAGGGACCCCGUGUACGUGGACCGGGGCCGGACGGCGGACCUGGAGUGCGUGGCCGACGCCAACCCCGCGGUCUCCGGAAUGUUCUCCUGGGCGCGGCUGGGGGAGGAAGACGACGCCCUCCCGGGGUCAGAGAGUGAGGACGAGGCCACCGGUUGGCUGACCAUCCCCGAGGUCGCCCGCUCCCACAGCGGCCGCUACAGGUGCACGGUGGACAACGGCAUAGCGCCCCCUGCCAGCGCGGAGGUCCGACUGGUAGUGCGCUUUCCGCCGGUGAUCCAGAAGGGGGCGCAGUGGCGCAAGGUGGCGAGUCGCGGCGACGGGAGCAGCGCGGCCGACGUGGCCUGCCAGGCCGAGGGGGUCCCCAAGGUGGAAUUCUCCUGGGCCAAAAACGGGGUGCCCAUGGAUCUCGGCGAGAAGGAGGAUCGCCCCAAACAUCUUUCCAGGUACCGGGAGCGGACGGUGAGGGAGGGGGCGGUCCACACCAGCAUGGUCACCGUGGUGAACGUGAGUGCAGCGCUGGACUACGCCAACUUCACCUGCACGGCCCGGAACAGCCUGGGGGAGGAUCAGCUGCUCAUCCAGCUGCUCAGCACCAGUCACCCAGACCCUCCGUCGGACCUGCGGCUGGUCAGUGUCAGCCGCCGCGCGGUCACGUUGCAGUGGGCCGCUGGGUUUGACGGGGGCUCGCAGCAGAGGUUCCGUGUCAGGUAUCGCUGGGCAGAUUCGGCCAGCUCCCUGUACGUGGAUGUCUUCCCACCCAGGGACACCACUUUCACCGUCAGCAGACUCUCCCCUGGCACCACCUACAACUUCUCCGUCAACGCCAUCAAUGCCAUGGGAGAGAGCGAAUAUGCCGACAACAACGCAGUACUCAAAGUCACCACCAGGGUUUCAGACCCCGGCGAAGAGGAUGAAUCACCGGGAGACGAUGAAGGUGCUACAGAAUCCUUUGGUUUGGCGCCGGCUGUCGUGGCGGCGCUGUCGGUGGUGGGCGGAGUCUUGCUGGUGCUCAACGCGCUGGGCUGCUUCCUGGGACUCAGGAGGAGGAAGGGGCGGAGCCUGACAGGGGGUACGAGCAGUAGCUUGGAGGAGGAGAAGAAGAGUGAUGAGGAGAGCAGGUCCUCGGCGAGCGGGCCGAACCGGUACGAGAGAGGAGAGCUGGUCAACGCAGCCGCCCGGCGCACCCUGCUGGUGGACAGCGGCUCGGAGUCCGACAGCAACGUCUACGAGAGCUACGGAGGGGACAGUGCACACUACUACUACCCCACCGGCGACUUCCACCCCACUCUCUACCCCCACCCGGAAGGACCUGAUGACCGAGAUGGGGGGUACAGGACAGGUCCAGGGGCUCAUAUCUACGAGGACGUGAUGGACUGGGGAUUGUAUGAAGAUUUGGGAGGGGUGCCUCUCCCCCCUGCGUCGGCCUUGCAUUACCCCAGCCACACAGGGCCGAUAACGUGGGAACGACCAGAAUCUACCCAGCAGUUUCCACAGGGAGCCUAUCAGAGAAGAGCAAGGGCAGCGACUGAUCUGGAGCCACCAAUCAGGGCUCACGAUGCUGUGACCGAGCCUCGCCUUCCCAUGGGAGACUCCGAGCUGCCGUUUGAGCUGAGGGGGGAGUUGGUCUGAGAACAUCUGUAUUGCUAUCUCAAGUUUGUUCUAAUGUUCGCCCUGUCUAAACUCAACUCAUCUCAGCCCAGCUCAGCUCAGCUCAGCUCAGCUCAGCCCAG
This is a messenger RNA of Anguilla anguilla (European eel), 4113 nucleotides long. It is a transcript of the gene nphs1, whose product is annotated as NPHS1 adhesion molecule, nephrin. Gene Ontology annotation, molecular function: cell adhesion molecule binding. Gene Ontology annotation, cellular component: cell-cell junction. The coding region runs from base 197 to 4012 and encodes 1271 amino acids. Lineage: Eukaryota; Metazoa; Chordata; Actinopteri; Anguilliformes; Anguillidae. The transcript is spliced from 30 exons. The record is from RefSeq and is a predicted model, not a curated record. Gene Ontology annotation, biological process: cell-cell adhesion.